Rotaria socialis is the source of this 1785-nucleotide messenger RNA. The record is from the annotation of a GenBank genome assembly. NCBI's taxonomy places the organism in Eukaryota, Metazoa, Rotifera, Eurotatoria, Philodinida, Philodinidae.
AUGGAUACUAUUUUUAUUGCAGAUAUUAACAUCAUUGGUGGCAUCGGCAUCGUGUAUAGGAUGGAUCAUUUUUCACGAACAAGUUUAUCGACAAAUUCACUUCAGGAAGCCAUUGAACUAGUGACAGAUCCGAAUAAUCCGAACGAGAACUGGACACUGAUAAUGGAGAUCUGUGACAGCAUAGCUACAAAUAAGAAUAGUGCCGAAAUGGCAAUAAUAGAAAUUCGAAAAAAUCUACGCAAAAAUCCAGUUACUUUCGGAUGGCGAUCUAUUGUAUUAACACUUAUUUUGCUUGAAGCAUUGGUAAACAAUUGUGGAGAAAUGUUUCAUAUACAUCUAGGUAAUGAAACAUUUCUCAAAUCACUCAAAAGUGUUAUCGCUUCGAAGAAUAAUCCACCUAAACCUAUUGAAAAACAAGUGCUUAACAUGAUUCAACAUUGGGCAGUUAUCUUUUGUGAUAAUUCUGAUCUUGAAAUCAUCCAAGAACUCUAUGAAGAAUGCAAACAGCAAGGUUAUGAAUUUCCGCCGGUUGAUAAAAAUCAUACUAAUAAGGCAGGAUCAAACAACCAGGUUAAAUCCACUCGUCCUACUUCAGCCAUACCAAAAACGUCCCCAUCAGCAACCAAAACCAUGACUAGACCUAAAACAUCAUCUGUCUCGAAUCGAAACAAUGAAUCACUCUAUUCAAAUCUGCGUUUAAAUAGUAGUGGUACAUCAGUACUUAUUCAACAUUUAUCCGAUAUACAGAUUGCUAAACUUCGAAGCGAACUCGACAUUGUACAUACAAACGUUCAUGUGCUUGAUGAAAUGCUUUCUACAUUAGAACCAGGCAAUGAACAUUCGUUCGAUUGGCAAUUACUAUUAGAUCUAUACGAAGUCUGUAAAAUGAUGCAAGCACGCAUUGUUAGCCUUCUCUCAUUGACAGCUGUUGAAGAUAUUGCUGUUGAUCUACUCCAAUGUAACGAUCAAUUGAAUAAAGCAUUUAAAAAUUAUAGUCGCUAUAUGGAAAUAAGAGAAAGAUUGCCAUAUCAAACUGACUCUCGCUCACAAGCUAAACCAAGAAACAAAACAAAGUUAUCACAGACUAUUACACCACCAUUAUCACCUCCUAUAGUGAUCAUUACACCAACUGCACCGUUUUACAUUGAAUGUGACAAUCAGGAUCAACCGUUAUUACAAUCCAAAAGAGAAAGAACGAAUUCAGACGACAAUUACCAAUCGCCUCUUAGAGAAGAUUCGAUAAUCUCUUCGAAGAUGAAUCGUCAUCUCUCGGCAAAGUCCAACUUUUCUCCAUCUGAGCAAAGUCCAGAUAAACGAUCAUUAUCAAUGAAACUACCACCAAUGAGUUUGCAUUUUACUUACACUAAUAUAAUUGCUUAUCUGACAUAUUUGUACUACUUCCUAGAGCUCACGCCAUUACCUGAUCCUGAGCCCAGAUCGAUGACAAAAGCAAAAAUAAUCGGACGUGAACGAUCUGCAGGCAUUUCAGUUAGAAAUAUUCGAAACUAUGAUGAAUACCAAGCAAGUACUGUCUGUGAGAAAACAAAUGCGUCGAAUGGUUGUGAUAAUGAUGCUGAAAAUGAAGAAGAAGAAGAAGAACAACAACAACAACAACAACAGGAGUUGCGAAUACAAAACGUUAAUAAAUCAGACAAUCACAAAAGUGGUAAGUCUCGCUCGAGACCCGACUUACCAACAAGAAUUAAAAAACUUACAACUGACGAAGAUGUUUCCACAAAUAAUCCAUGCAAGAUUACUACAUAUCGUCAUAUCGGAUCAGAUUGA